CAUCUGCUUAUCAGCAGUCAGUAUCUUGAAUAUCGCUGUUCUGUCAGGAUCGUGAAUUUUACCUCGAGACCGUGCUGGCACGGUUUUUAAUAAUUGAUAUACACAAGGAUAGAAGGAGAAAACAAUAAUCUCGUACUUAUCGUGGCGUAAGUAAAGCUGUCUGUCUGUUCGCUAGCGGAAUUUUCUGAUUAAGCAGUACAUGUUCGCGAAAGAAAAAUUAGCAAUACAUUAACGUGUUUUAUUCUUCAACCUCGAACAUUUGGACGUCAUUCAACCACAGAAUUAAAUUUCCUGAGCUGUGAAUUGCCCACGCAUUAGUGACUCGAUCGAGGUUAGGAAGUCACCAUGAGUGCUGAAAAUUCGAAAAUAAAUGGACACAGGGUAAAAGAAGAUCCAAAGGAUAUUCAGAUCCCGGUGCCUUGGGGUUACGUUAGUGGUAAAUGGUGGGGCCCUAAAGAGAUCCAGCCGAUAUUGGCGUUGCAUGGGCGUCAAGACAAUGCAGGAAGUUUUGAUACGUUGAUGCCUCUUCUCAUGCCCAAUGAUGUUUCUGUGCUCUGUUUGGAUAUGCCUGGGCAUGGUUUGUCUUCCCAUUAUCCAAAGGGCUACUCAUAUUACGUUUAUUGGGAUGGUGUCACAUUGCUUCGUAGAAUCAUUAAAUAUUUCAAGUGGACCAAGAUAAAACUAUUGGGACAUUCUCUCGGUGGUGCUAUAUCAUUCCUUUACGCCGCAACAUAUCCAGAUGAGGUGGAAUUCGUCAUAAGUCUAGACAUAGCCAGCCCUUGUGUAAGAAAUAUAACAAAGAUUGCGUCGAUGACCGGCAGUAACAUCGAUAGGUAUCUUAAGUACGAAAAUCUGACGCUGGACAGUAUGCCUUGUUACAAACGCGAAGAAAUGAUUGACAUAGUGUUCGAUGCAUACGAAAACUCGGUCACGAGAGAAAGUGCUGAAAUAUUGAUGAAGAGAGGUAUGCAACCAGCAAUGGAAAGAGGAAAGUACUACUUCUCGCGUGAUGCCAGGCUCAAGGUUGCACUACUGGGUAUGAUAUCCAUGGACUUGGCAUUAGCCUACGCCGCAAAUAUUAAGUGCGCGUAUUUAAACAUCCGUGCAAUUCCUGGAAUGACGUUCGAAGAGCCGGAAAAUUAUACCAAAAUUCUAGAUGUCAUAAAGCUGGGCGCUAAGAAAUUUGAGUAUCACGAAGUUGAGGGAACUCAUCAUGUGCACCUUAACAAUCCUGAAAGAAUUUCCGGCAUUAUUUCGAACUUUAUAAAAGGAUAAUGAUAGCUCAUCGUAGGUAUCACCGCGGUUUUUCGUACGUGGAACGAAAGUAGACAAGUUUUGAAAUUAUUUUUAAACUUUUUUUUUUCUCCCGUCGUUUUUAACCACUUGCUGUGGAUCACCUAGAAAAAAAUACGUUCCUUAAAUUAAUUAUUUAUUGCAUUAUUUUAUUUGUAUGAACUGAAACGAGGAAAACGAUUUUGUUGUCAUUGCUGCUACUUUACAAAACAAGACAAGAGCUUACUUCAUUUGUCGUUGAUAAUUGAUAAAACAAGUCUUACCAGACUUACCGUUCCAAAGUAUACUAUAUGUAAACUAGUAAAUCAUUUUAUCCUUUGAUAAUGGUAUCCAACUGCUUCGAGAUAUUAUGUUUACGAAUGGCUGAAAGUAUUAGAAUAAAAUAAAAUACGGAUGACUACUUAUUAUAUGACAAAAUUUCUAAUAGAAGCCAAUGUUCUAGAGCUUAUACGGACUUUUUAGAUACAAGCAAAUCAGACUGUUGCUUUGGGUUUAGAAUUGAGCUUUAAACAACUUAUUUGGAGGUCGUUUUAAGUUUUGAUCUUAUAAUUCACAAUAUCAGUCUUUAAUUAUUUGUUAUACCAUUUAUAAUAAUCCUCGCGCUAUUGAAAAAAUAUUUCACAAUUGCAACAUGACAGUGAGUACGCAAUUCAAUUAGAUUCGUGAUCUCUUUCAAACCAGCUUGAAUCAAUGAGUUUAAAUUAUUUAUUAUAUUAUGCUACAUCAAUAUAUAUAAUAAAAAACGAACAAUUUAGUACAAUAUAUUAACAAAAUAGAGUUAUAGAUACUGAUUUAUGACCGUAAUUUGUAUCCUAAACUUGCAGUACGGAUUAUCUUAGAACGUAGACUAUUGUAAUUAUUACGGAUACGUAUAGUUACUGAGUGUUUACGAUGUGAAAAAUGAGUAUAACAUGUAAUAAAUUUUUAGUGAAGGAUAAAAAAUUUAGAGGUCUACGGUUUCACGAACUGUGUCAUGUAUGUUUGCACCCGUUCGCUUCAUUACAGUUUACGAUUAUUAAGUUCUAUGCAUGAAGUUCUGCGGAAUAUCAUAGUUAUAAAAAGCACUCGAUAAUUUUAGAGAGUCAAAACUUUUUUCUAACUUUGAAAUGUUUUAAUUCCACAAAAGCAUCGUCAUCAAUGGAUCGCAAUCUACGAACAAUUAGACCAUAACACAUCAUCGAAAUUGUAUAAAUAGAAAGAGAUGUGAACUUUUGUACCGACGAUUUGAAUUAGAUAGUUUUUUAAACAACAAUGUGAAAAAUGAUCUAUCGGAGGGAACACUUGAAGAUACAAACUCGAAACUCGGACGGUUUACGUUUACUCAGUGACAAUACGAAUAUGAUAAGGAUACUUGCAAUAAACCGUAGAAUGUGCCAAUGCAUACGCUACUUUGGUGUAGUUGGAAGAAAGAAAAAAAAGAACAUACCGGUUUACGUUCAUGAAACCACAAAGAAGAUAGGGACUGAAUGCCACGAAGCUGCGAUAGUGCAUUAUUAUCAGUCUCAAAGGAACCUAGAAUAUCAUUAUUGCAUUUUUAUUAUUACUUUUUUUCUACUUCUCUCUGCUAAUUUCACAAUUGCGCAAUUGCCUUUCGAAGUUAACCCUCCAUUUUUAUUUGCAUACAAUGUAUUGAACUAAAUAUUAAUUUCACCGUAUAUGAACAGCGUUUCGAACGACGAAUAUAUACAUAUAUAUACAUAUGUAUAUGUAUAUGUGUGUGUGUGUGUGUGUGUGUGUGUAUAUUCGUACACGUGUGAUGUGUCGGUUAUACAUCGAAUUCUCAAAUGUAUGAUAACUUAUGGAAUUAUUUUUACAAUAGAUUUUGAG
Molecule: messenger RNA, 3120 nt
Organism: Neodiprion fabricii
Lineage: Eukaryota; Metazoa; Arthropoda; Insecta; Hymenoptera; Diprionidae
Product: probable serine hydrolase
Exons: 6
Coding region: 346-1275 (309 amino acids)
Source: RefSeq, a predicted model, not a curated record